Molecule: messenger RNA, 2345 nt
Organism: Magallana angulata
Lineage: Eukaryota; Metazoa; Mollusca; Bivalvia; Ostreida; Ostreidae
Product: secretin receptor-like
Exons: 12
Coding region: 142-1701 (519 amino acids)
Biological process (GO): adenylate cyclase-modulating G protein-coupled receptor signaling pathway; cell surface receptor signaling pathway
Cellular component (GO): plasma membrane
Molecular function (GO): peptide hormone binding; G protein-coupled peptide receptor activity
Source: RefSeq, a predicted model, not a curated record
UAAGUGUACCAUAUAGCCGGACUGGCCAAAACAUUUAUGAUUUUUCAUCAAUAGCUUUUCAAAGUUUGAAAACAUAGCGUGUACUGCUAUUUUUUGCCUUUUACAAGUGUAGCUUGUAGUUGGACUAUAUUAAAUAUAACAAUGAGAAGUCGAUCCAGUGCUGUUGACUCUUUCCAGGAUGUUGGCCCCUAUUCGAUUAAAACCAGUAGGGACCAACAAAAAAUCUUAAUUCAGGAGAGGUUGUUGUGUGAAGGGCUUAUUGCUGAAGAGAGGAAUAUGUCAACGUUUAACGAAUCCCAGUGUGUGAGGAUUUGGGACAACAUCAUGUGUUGGCCGCCUACCCCCGCGGGUCAGCUAGCCGUUCGACCUUGUCCCAGCCACAUCAGGAAUAUGGACUACUCCCAAAAUGCCUCCCGUCAGUGUAUGGAGAACGGCACCUGGUUUGUACAUCCGAAUCAUAGCUCCUGGACCAACUUCAGCCAGUGCGCAGGAUCAGGAGGCAAUAAACAUUUCUCAGUUCCGCCUUUGUAUGAGAAAUAUGCAGAAUCUGUUCAGUUUAUGUGCAACAUUGGGUAUGGGUUGUCUCUCGGGUCAUUAGUCAUAGCCGUAACUAUCAUGGUCCAUUUCAAAAAACUCCACUGUGCGCGCAACUUCAUCCACAUCAACCUGUUUGUGUCGUUCAUCUUGCGAGCCACCAUGACUUUCAUCAGAGACAAACUUCUAGUGAAGUUCGUGGGUUUCCCCGGUGACGUGAUAAAUGAAAACGGCUUCAUUAGAUUUAGAGAUGACGUCAUCCACUGGGAGUGUCAUCUGUUCUUCACCCUAUAUAACUACAUCCUGGCCGCCAGCUACAUGUGGAUCUUUGUGGAGGCCCUCUAUCUACAGAUACUCAUUUCCGUUUCCGUUUUCAUGGAGAAGAACCGGAUCAAAUGGUUCAUGCUUCUGGGAUGGUUAUUUCCACUGACUUCCAUCUUGCCAUGGGUGCUUGUUCGCAUUUUAAAGUAUAACGAACUUUGUUGGAAUAUCAGCAAAAACAAGCUUGUCAUGUUCAUCAUUUAUGGUCCAUUUACAAUCACAGUACUGAUUCAGGUUAUCAUUUUCACCAACAUUGUUCGAGUUUUACAUACUAAACUUCAUGCAUCAGCUGGGCAUCAAACAAACAGCUUCCGGUAUAGACGUUUGGCUAAAUCUAUCCUCAUCCUGAUCCCGCUGUUUGGCGUAUAUAACAUCAUCUUCUCUCUGAACUACGUGAUGACAACAUUCGACUAUAUAGACGAGACCUCCAUGGCUUUUUUUAUUCUGUUUUUCUCCGAAUUGUUCUUUAACUCGUUUCAGGGGUUCAUCCUCGCCAUGUUGUUUUGUUUCCUGAACGCUGAAGUACAAGCAGAAUUUAAAAAGGUUUGGCAUCGUCAUACAACAAACUUGACCGGAAGUGUUAGAACAACACGAACAUUUAUAUCACGCACGCGCAAUUCCGUGAAAAAACCUUCGACGUCCAAUGGAAACGUGUCGCCUCAUAGUGACGUCAUCAGUAGUACAAAAAACGAACUCGAUUCAGAGUUAUUAGCUAUUUUUAAAAAGGACCCAAACUUUGACAAUGAUAACGAAAUCCGGGUUGUCGACACAGAAUUCACUGAGGAGCAUUUUCCCAGCAUAAACAAUAACAAAUCAAUUUCCGAAAAAUGUGACGAUAAACUUUGACACACUGACGCGCAUUUUCUUUUUCGGACAUGCUUGUCACCCAUAGUACGACUUGACUACACAUGGAAAAGCAACUAAGUAUUAUCCAAUGUAGAAGCUUUUGAAAGAACUUCAAUGGAAAAAGAAAGAUGGAACUGGUACCAUAUCGAUGUUUUCAAGGUUCUUCAAUCAUGUAUUUUACUUGACUAAAUUUUUCUUUGGUGUUUGAUUCUUGAAUCUGUUGGAAGUCCUUCAUUCGUGAAAAAAAAACAUGAUAUCAAGAAAGAAUGGAUUUGGUGGUUAACUAGAUCAAUAUAAACACUUUGUUUUUGCCAGGAAAUGGAAAAAAUUACAUGAGAAAGUUAUACUUUAAAUUGUUUGUGUUUAACAUGUAUCUACAUGCAUGUCUACGUGAACUCGUCUGUACACUUGUUAAAUGGUGUGCAAUUUUUUUUCUAUUAUGACAGUGAAGCUAGCGGAUGGUGCUGAUAUUUUAUGAGAACGGCGUUUAAUGCUUGUUGUUAAACAUUAUGUUAUGUAUGAACUUUUUCAUCAACAAUAGAAUAUACUUGUUUUUGUGUCCAUGUUUAUAAAUUAUGUAUUUCAACACCUCACAUCGAAAUUCAAUGAACAUUUGUAGAAUAAAAAUGAAGUAAUCAAUAAUA